Puma concolor (puma) is the source of this 423-nucleotide messenger RNA. Lineage: Eukaryota; Metazoa; Chordata; Mammalia; Carnivora; Felidae. The record is from RefSeq and is a predicted model, not a curated record.
AUGGCGCCCCGGGAGGAGACACCCCCGAACCGGCAGGCGCCCCCAGCGCCCCACUUCAACCUGAUCCCCGUGGGGCUCCGUGUGGUCACCAUCCAGAGUGCCAAGCUGGGUCACUACGUGGCCAUGAACGCCGAGGGGCUGCUCUACAGCUCGCCGCAUUUCACAGCUGAGUGUCGCUUUAAGGAAUGCGUCUUCGAGAAUUACUACGUCCUGUACGCCUCUGCUCUCUAUCGCCAGCGCCGCUCUGGCCGGGCCUGGUACCUGGGCCUGGACAAGGAGGGCCGAGUCAUGAAGGGAAAUCGAGUCAAGAAGACCAAGGCAGCGGCCCACUUUGUGCCCAAGCUCCUGGAAGUGGCCAUGUACCGGGAGCCAUCUCUCCACAGUGUCCCUGAGACCUCCCCUUCCAGUCCCCCUGCCCCCUGA